GAGCAGAGAGGAGAGGAGAGAGAAAAAACAGACGGUGGGAUGUGUGUGUGUGUGCGGUGAACGGUGCUGCAGGUACACUCAGAGCCGGAUACAGGUCUUACAGCCGCACCGGACCGCGGCAGAACCGCCUCAGAGCCUGCCUCUCUCCUCCUCAUCCCCUCAUAACGACCCUCCGCGAUGUCGGGCGGAGGAGAGGUACGCGUCCUCCGCCAAGAGCCCGGGCAAGAGAGCCCGAGGAUGCCGGCCUGGAAGAGAGAGAUCUUGGAGAGGAGGAAGGCGAAGGGCGGCGGGUCUGGAGGAGCCGGUUCCGCGGAGACGAGCCCCGGCGGUGCGGGGUCGCAGCGGGUUAACGGAGAGCUGACGGGAAAUGUGAACGGCAGCAGCGGCGGCAGCAGCAGCAGCAGCGGCGGCGGCGGACCCAAGAGAGACAGCGGACCGAGCGGCGGGUCCGGGCGGAGCUACACCAUCACCACAGCCAGUCAACACUUCGCGAACAACAAAGAGCCACGGCCGAUGGACGCGGAGAGGACGACACCGAGGGAGGGCGACGGACAGGAGAGCCUGGUGCUGCAGGAAAGCCUGGGCCCGCUGGAGGAGAACCCCUUUAUCAAGCUGGAGAAGGAGCGGAGGAGGCGACAGGACCGAGAAAACGCCGCUCGUCCGGUCCAGCACAUCCUGGAGCUGUAUGGCAGUGUACCCGGCAUACGGACUAUCCGCGCGGAGAAUAUUAUCAUAAUUGAGUCGGAUCCGGAUUAUUUCCCGGAAGCUGGAGGGCUCAAAAGCGGGUCCAAAUGGCAGCAGAACGGUGUCAGUAGUUACAGCUCUCUGAACGACCUCCUGGACCGGAGAGGGAGUGCUGUUACCGAGAUAAGAGCCAAGGAAGUGGUAAUUUAUGACACCACGUUAAGCAAGAGUGAGGAGAACUUGAGCACCCUGGGCCGCCCUGAUCAUGAGGCCCCAUCAUAUGAGACAGGUGAGGGUCAGGGCAGGGUGAGCCGGAUGCUGCAGAAGUUUGACAGCAACUACGGGAAGCUGCAGAAGAAGUCCCACAGCACAGAGAACCUGCUGGACCUGGACUGUAGUGCCAGCAGCAGGCCACGACUCUGGUCCAGGCCACAGCCAGAUCUGGUGCCAAAGGCCAGGCCGGGCCCAUCGGUCAGCAGCCCGGGCAGCAGCCAGCCAUCGUCGCCUGUCUUCCAGGGCCCCUUGUCUUCCAAACCAAAGUCGCAGCCUGCUGUCUCUGAGGUGGGCAGCCCCCAGCGCCUUGCCGGGCCCCCUCAGCCUGUGUCUUCCUUCCGUCAGCGGUUUGAGGAGAGCGGAGGCCGUGGUGCAGAUGAGCCAGACAGGGGGCAAACCAAGCCCGUCCGAGAGAGAGACUGGGAGGGCUCUGAGGUGCCACCCAAACCCAAGGUGCCAUGCUCUCCAGAGACCCGUCGUGUCCGUGCCGAGUCCCCCUCAAGCCCCAUCUCAUUCAAGGUGUCACGCUCCUCAUCCGACUUCGAGAUCCGUCCCUCUCCAAAGCCAGACCUCACCCGAAUUCCUGACUCGGACACCCAGGCACGGGCCCUUGCAAACCUGCGCCUGCAGUCCCGCAACUCCUUCACAGUGAUCCCCAAGCGGCGUGUUGGUGCCUCCUCUGGAACAGGCAGCCCAACACCAUCCAGCCCAGUCAGGUCUUCCCCUUCCCACAGAGUGGCAGAGGUGCCCACUCCAGGAGUGCCAACCUCCCACCCCCCUACGCCCACCUUGACAAAGAGAAUUGAGGAGAAGGAGGUCGAGAGGCCGGUGAGGCAAUCCAAGCCUGAACCACCUCCUUCUGUUGCCACAACUCCAGCGCCUCCUCCGACCUCAGAACCCUCGUCUCCACCUCCAGCUCUAACCCCAGCUCCCUCCUCUCCACCUGCUCUGUCUUCACCCCCCUCUUCUCCGGCUGUCCCAUCUUCACCCUCCUUCUCUCCAGUUCCCUCCGACUCUCCAGCCCCGUCUCCUGUCCCUUCCACCCCCUCCCCAGCUCCAGGGCAACGUCCCGUGGAUCAGCUGCCAGUAACAAACAUAGAUGACAUUGAGGUGGAGCCUCAGCAGCGUGUCCCUGCUCCCAGCCCUGUGGCGGGGAGGAGGAAGGGGAACACCUUCACUGUGGUCCCCAAACGUAGGGUGGAGCCCGAGGGCCAGCCGAGCUCACCUGAGCUUCAGCAGGAAGCCCCAAGUGAGGCUCCACCGGGGUCCACGCCGCCACAGGCCCCAUACGCUCAGCUGGGCUCCCUGCUGAAGAAACGGUACCCAGCUGUGGAGGAGAUUGAGGUCAUCGGUGGGUAUCUGUCCCUCGCUAAGUCCUGCCUCUCCAAGUCGGGCUCCAUGGGGAAGAAGCUCAAGAUCUCAUUCAACGAGUCCAGCCUCCACAGUACGUACGAGUAUCCGUCAGAGAGCAGCGUGUGGGACAGCGGGGAGGAGGAUGAGGAGGAGAAACAAGACGGGAAGGUGGCGGAUGAACAGCCAAGCAUGGUGGGACGCAUCCACAUCCCUCGACCCAGUUUCAACAGCUCGCCCACACACACGACCAACAGUAACGACCUUUCCAGCUACAUUCCCAAGCACUCUGUGGACUUCAGCGCCUGGCAAGAGCACAAACACGAUGAGAGCGUUUACCAGGAGGACACCACUUCCCAGCAGACACAGAUGACAGAGGAAGUUAUGCUCACACCGGCAGACAGCUCCUCCCUGUCUGACUACAGCAGCGAGCCCGCUCUUUACUUCUGACCCGUCGGACCAAUCAGCUGCACAGUAGCAUCACACCUGUGGGACCAGCCUGCAGCCAGAGCCCAGCGCGGUCCGUCACACCUGGGCCUCAACUGCCUCCAGCUCUACACUCCAGCCGUCUCUAAGCACAUCUUCCUGAUCACGCAGGAAACAUAGUAUUUUGUUUGUGUCUUUGUUUGUGUUUGGGGCUGAUUUCCUGCCACGGAACCACCACACGCCACGUCUUCAACCGCAUAUCAGAGCAGAUCAGCUGGGUGGCGGGGUGUUGGAAUCCCACCUUCCUUCUUUAAUCCAAAACCAGCUGGACUGUGUUUCCCUGACGAUUUUGGGACAGUUGAUCUGUCAGCCUCCCUCCUCAUCCUCAUAUCGAUUGUCAGAAUCUAGACAGACGUCUGCCUCCCUCUCCAGACUCUGCUAGACGUCCGCUGGCGUCACAUCCCUCCUGUGAUUCUCCGCUUCCAAUGUCUUGGACAUUUCAGGUUUUUGGGAGACAAGCGAAGGAAAGCGAGUGACCAAACUCCUUAAAAUGAACAGGAAGCCGCCAGUGCCCACGUGUAGGUAACGCCACGGUGACAGAGUUCAGUGUUAGCAUGGAAACGUGUCAUGAGGACGCGUCUGCUUGUGUAAAUCGCCGGCACAGUCAAACACACGGAAACAAACAAAAAAAAAGGUAAAAGGGUGCCACAAUUGUAGUUUUUUGUCUUUUUUUUGUUUUUGUAUGCAUGUUUUGAUUUCGGCCAACAGCUCGGUUGGUUCCUUUACUGUAAAGCUUCUGUAUGCCUUUUAGUUUUUGUACGUUUUCUGGCAAACUAUGCUGUACGGAAGCUGCUGGAUGUUCAAGUAGAGGCGAGCAAACUUCAACACGCUUCCCUUUCUUCGUGACAAGGGAGGGAACAUAUGCACCCCAGGGACGAUGUCUGUCAGUCAGCAGCGAGAUUUCUGAUCACACGCUUGAAAAAAGUGACCUUGGCCAAUAAUGUCUGUACGUCCGUAUUGCUGGUGACAAACAGGAACCAUCAUACUGUAGAAUGUUUCUGUAUAUUCCCUAUCAAGGUAUCUGUGUCACGUUUAUGAGAAGCUGUUAGACCUCCCUGACACCUUUUUUUCGUGUAUUUAUUCCUGCUUAAAGUUGAAGUUUGCAUGUCUGAGACCUGCUCAUGUACAAAAAAUAACAUUUUUGUAAAGACAAAUUUGCUGGCGUGGGGUGCACACAGCCCUGCCCGACUUUUUUUUUUUUCUUUGUCGUCGUCGUCGUUUUCCAGUCGGACCUCAUGUACUUUAACAUUCCACAGAGAAGGAAGCCGGUCCAUCGGCCGUGACGAAGGCAACAACGAUUAUGAUCAUCCAUAAAAUGGCGUGUUUGUGAGAGCGAAUGCAAGAUUGUGCGUGCGUGUAAAGGAAUAUGUCGUGAUUUUUUUUAAAUUCAGAUUGUUUUAUAUACAAGGAUGCACCAAGUUUCCAGAUGAUUCCUUUUUUUUUUUUUUUUAAACUCAUAAUGCCAAGUGAUUAAAGUGUUGCUGUAACAGCCUCACACUCAUUCUCUCGACCCCUUCGGCCAGUAUUGUUGUACAGUUUCCACCAUAUUUUUCAUACGUAUGAUGAUUCUGUUUCUUACUCCUGUCAGUUUCUUUUCCUUUCAACAAUCAAAUGAAGUUUGUUCAGUCCAGGUUGCUGUUAGGAGACGUUUCGUCUUUGUCUGAUGAAUUUAGGAGUUCUCCGUUUCGUCUGGAGUCUUGGAUGUUUAAUGUCUUUGCACUGUCUUUGCUUUUAGCUUUGUUUUGCACCUCAUGAGAAGGAACAGAGUAGGCGACGGAGGAUAUGUGCACUUAAAAGAACAAAUUGAAGAGUUUUGUUUUGAACAGAAGCCACUAUUAACACCUGCUGUUAACAACCAUUGAUUGUACGUCAGAUACAGUAGACAUAGAGGAGUUUUUCAGACUGCAGGUAUUGAUUUUUUUUGUAUUUAAUCAACAUGACAAAAUAGCAUUUUUGAAACAGAACUCUUCAGCCGUACAUGAUGAAUGCACUGCCGAUGAAUGCCAUGUCCAGUUUUUGUACUCUGUCUGCCACAGCCUUGCAUCAAAAGUCUUAUGAUUGUCGGCCUUGUCGCUGUGACCACAAACUGUAGCCCAGGUGUAGUUUCACACACGGGUCCAAGGGUUCAUCUUUGAAAUGAAAAUCCCCUUAAAGUCAUUGUUUUUUGUUGUUGUUGGCCAGUUGAUCUGAUGUGUCACACUGUGAUGUACACUAUUUUUGAAGGACUGCAUCAGUGGUUAUGCUGGUGUUGGUACAAAUCACAUUUUCAAACUGUGCUACUGUGGUUGAGAAGUUCCAGAUGUCCAUUGGUUUCCAUUUAAUUUCAUAUGAUAUGAAAAUCCACGUCUAAUCUGAUUUUGGAGAGAACACAGCUGAUAUGACAUUUUAUGGGCUUUUAUUUUGAAAUUCCACAUCUGAAUGUCCUGAUAUUGUCUGAGUGAUACUCACCAGUGGUUAGCUCUGUCGCCUCACAGCAAGAGUGUUCCUGGUUUGAACCCAGGGUCAGGGAGCCUUUCUCUGUGAAGUUUGCAUGUUCUCCCUGUGUCAGCGUGGGUUUCCUCCAGGUACUCCAGCUUCCUCCCACAGUCCAAAGACAUGCAGGUUAAUCAGUGACUCUUAUGGGUUUACCCUGCCUCUCGCCCAAAUGUCAGCUGGGAUAGGCUCCAGCCCCCGCAUGACCCCUAAGAGGAUACGGAAAAUGAAUGAGGUGGUGUGCUGACAUUUUGAAGUCAGAUUGGUCUUCGGAAACAGUGCUUACCAGAUGACUCGCGUUUGAUUUGUGUAAGGUCCAAUUAUCGUUGCAUCAUCAUGCAGUCAGACUGGCAAUCAUCACAAUUAGUGUUUCCGUACCAAAGUGAAAAAUCUUGAUAAUCCCUAACAAAACACCUUUUAAGACUAAAUUUCUUAAGAUAUUGUAAAAAAUAGCAAAACUUUAGUUUAAAUCGUCCAGUUAAACAAAGGUUAACAAGACUAUGAAACUGGGCCAGCUUUCCAUACUCUGUUGUCGGCGCUACAGACACAUUUCGGUCAGUACCAAAAAGUGCUGAUGUGUAACAUCUAGCCCUUAAGCUGCAUGUAAACCAUAUUACUAAACAUCAUCAGGAUGUAGGGUAACUAACAAAAAUAAGUGCAGAGUUGACGUUAACUGUGAUGAGUUAUACAAGUCACAGUCCCUCCAGAAUGCAGGCUUUUUUUGUUUUCUUUUUUGAUUGCUGAGGCCCAAACGCCUGAUUUCACAGCAGCUUGUCUAUAAAAGUGCGACGCAUGUAACAUUUUUUGCAACGAAAUUGUGGAAGCAGGUGAAAAUUGCAAAAAUAGUUGCAAUUUAAAAAAAAAAAAAAAAAAAAAUCAUUAAAAAUUGAAGGCAACUUGUUCCAGUGAGAAUAAAACUGCACUGUCCUGAGUCCGUGACUGAUACAACACUAACGUUACACGUGCAUUAGAUCUGGAUUGCAACUGUCUUUGUCGUGGUAAUUUGUCUUGUGCGUUGUCAACACGUUUCAGCCAUUCUCUGAGCAUGUUCAGGGGUAGAAAACUGUUUGUCAGCUGAUGACUUUAGUGUGUGUUCCUCCACAACACUGCAUGCAUGCGUAACAUCAGGAAAUGGCCUUGUGCUGUCUUUAGCAGUAAUUUCUGUUGGUAAAUGUUGGGUGAAACUCACAGGAAAUUACGAUAGGUUGUGCAGAAUUCAUGGGGAUUGUUUGAAUUCAUGUUAAUUGUUGCAGCUGUAACAACCCGGAGGGGCUGACUCAGAGUUAGCAUACGAUGAGGAAAUGAAUGGAAACCAAUCGCUGCUGGACACAGUAGGAACAACACAGUCAGAAAAAAACCUUAAGUGCACAUGAUUUGCAAUUAAAGAGCUAAAAGUCCCAGAACACACUGGUUUGCUUCUUAUAUUUGGCCCAUUGAAGCCUGACUUGGACUUGCUGUGAAGCUGUGGCUACAGUCACGUGACACACCCAUGGAUCCAUCUGUGGUAACCGCUGCCUUCAACGUCCAAAACCCCAAAGAGGACGUUCACUCUUUGUGGGAAUCGUUAGCUCUCUGUCUUUCUGUGAACUGAAGGACCAAAAAAAAGGCAGAGUGGAUUGUGGGAAUCCUCACAAAUUGUCUUAAAAGACACCAGCGAAAACUUUUCUGAUGGCCACUAGUGGGACGUAAAACAGACGACUUCUGAAGCGUGCACGCGGUCUCUCACCGCAGUGUUUUCCCAUCUGCCUACUCCUGUUGCAAAGUGAGCAGUUUGUGUUGGUCACACUGUAGAGACUCUGUGGUAGAAGCUCCAUCUUGUUCCCCCUUUUACUUUCACCCCUUCGUCUGUAAAUCUUACAUCGCAGCAGAUGUGCUUACUGUAAAGUUAUUGUCAAUGAUUGGGGCAAAUAAAACAAACAAAAAAAAAAAACAAAGUGAUGUCAUACCUGUACAAAUGAAAGCUCAAUAAAUAGAAGA
Molecule: messenger RNA, 7242 nt
Organism: Epinephelus fuscoguttatus (brown-marbled grouper)
Lineage: Eukaryota; Metazoa; Chordata; Actinopteri; Perciformes; Serranidae
Gene: tprn
Product: taperin
Exons: 4
Coding region: 178-2757 (859 amino acids)
Molecular function (GO): phosphatase binding
Source: RefSeq, a predicted model, not a curated record